This is a messenger RNA of Anthostomella pinea, 426 nucleotides long. The record is from the annotation of a GenBank genome assembly. Lineage: Eukaryota; Fungi; Ascomycota; Sordariomycetes; Xylariales; Xylariaceae.
AUGGUCCAGCUUCUGAUUGAGUCUGUCGGAUUUGGGUCGGCCAUGCGCAUUACUGCGUUUCUUCUCGUCGGGCUCCUGAUCUUCGGCAACAUCGCCGUCAAGUCUCCCUUGCCGCCUGUGAAGAAGCCCUUCACGCUGAAGGAGUAUUUCGUACCUCACGGAGUUGCCAUCCUUGUUUCUUGCCCUCGGCUCCUUUUUCGUCUACGUCGGUGCCUUCGUACCUUUCAACUUCACGAUCGUCCAGGCCAAGGAGGUGGGCACACCACCACGACUACUUCGAUCAUCAUCUACGCCGUGCUUUACGGAUUUGCGUCAGGCUUGAUGCUCUCGAUUGUCCCUGCAUUGGUGGCUUCCAUCUCGGACAUCCAGGACCUGGGGUUCCCGCGUCGGGACGCUGGGGUGUUCUCAUCGUUCUUUCGCGAGUGA